GGCCGCAAUUAUUUUUUAACCCCCCAGGAGAACUACUUAAAUAACCUACAUACUGUAGUAGCAGAAGAUUGUUGUUUACUUUUACUGAAAAAACACACAUGCAAACACAUAAUACUGCUACCUAUACAUAAAUACAUAUAACGCAUACGCCUAAACACACGCUACACAUUUGUAUUUACGCUCAUUAGAUAAAAUACAAGUAUAACAAAAACAACAACAGCAAACACAACAAAAACAACAAUUUAACGUUUAGCGCCUCAAGUGGCAGACACAACUAAAUGGCCAAGACGAAACAACAACAACAAUUACUGGUGAUUUAUUUAACAAUAUGUUUGGUCAUUGUAUCACUGCUAAUGAAAGUGGAUAGUGUGAGGGCAUUAAGUCUUCCACUAGACGGAAGCGGAAAUAUGUUCCAACAACAACAUCAGCAGCAGCAACAAUCACAGGAACAACAGCAAAUCGAUAACAAUAUACAGGAGCAUAAUUAUGUUUUGGAUCAAGCGAAACAAAGACCUACAACAAUGGUACCCAAUAAUGGCAACAUACUGGAGAGUGAUGACGAUGACAUUUUGAAGGAGAAUAGUUUAAGUGAUGAUUUAAAUAGAAAUCAAAUGAUGUUGGGUCAUUCUUAUGAGCCACUAAAUAUGGUCAAACGUGCACCUGGAGGUUUUGUGGGUAUGCGUGGCAAAAAACUCUACUACGAUGAUGAGGAAAUCAACAAUAUAAACGAUAAUGAUAAUAAACUACCCUGGAACCAAUUGCAAAAUUCCGAAGAAGACAUUAGCUGGGACGAAUACGCUAAGCCAAAUGUUAGACGUUACAAAAAAGCACCCACAGCUUUUUAUGGAGUACGUGGUAAAAAGUUUGCCACCAUGAAUGGCGCCAAUCCCGCUAAUGACAAUCAUCGUUGGCAAGAAUUCUUACAAAAACUUGAAGAGGAACGAGUGCGAGAUGCAAUAUUACAGAAUUUCGUUGAGACUUUGACAGGCACACAAAAUGAUCUACCCAACGAAAUGUCAAAGAGAGCACCUACCGGUUUUACGGGAGUACGAGGCAAGCGACCAGUCAUGGAUGAUUUAGAUACUUCAAUGGAAACUUUAACGAAACGUGGUUUGGGCAAUAAUGCCUUUGUCGGUGUAAGGGGUAAAAAAGAUGUCUCACAUCAGACUUUUAAGAGAUCACCUUCGGGAGCAGAGCGCUAUUUCUUUGUUUUUUGGAAAAAGUCUUUACCAGGCGGUAGUGGAAAACGUCAACGUUUCGUCGAUUUUAAUAAUAAAUUUGUAGCUGUCCGUGGAAAGAAGAGUUCCUACGAUGGUAUGAGUGCGUUUAAUGCCAUCAACAAUAACAGGUCACCAUCGUCAUCGGCAGCUAUGAGUCUAUUUUAUGGUAAACGUGCACCCAACGGGUUUCUUGGUGUAAGAGGAAAAACGUCCGUUUACAACUGAUGACAUUUUAUCUGUAAACUAAACCGGGAAACCCAUAAAGAACUAAUAUUUUGCAGACAUUUUUUGUGUAUUUAUGGAUGUUUGGCCUCAAUAGCAGAACAAGCAGCAGACAAAAUAAAAUAUUUAUUAAUAUGAAAGAAGUAUAAUAAAAUCAAUUAUAUUUUAAUUAUAGUACAAUUACAUAUUGUAAAACAUAUUAAUUUUAUUUAUAAAAUAUACACUACACACUUAAAGCAUUCUAAAUAAUGAAAUGGGCUGGUAUUAUUUAGAGUGUUAGUAUUAUUGUUUAUAAAAUUUUGAUUUCUUUUUUAAUUAAAAUUUUUGUUUCAAAACUAAAUAAUUGUGAGAACAAAAUACACUAGAAGUUUCCUAUAUAAUGCAUAAAAUGCAACAAAAAUUAAUUACUUUCUAACAAAAAAAAAAUUAAAUAAAGAAAUUAAAAAUAUGUCUAAUUUUAAAUAAAAUAUUUUAAAAACAACUA
Molecule: messenger RNA, 1926 nt
Organism: Lucilia sericata (common green bottle fly)
Lineage: Eukaryota; Metazoa; Arthropoda; Insecta; Diptera; Calliphoridae
Product: tachykinins
Exons: 5
Coding region: 279-1445 (388 amino acids)
Source: RefSeq, a predicted model, not a curated record